Molecule: messenger RNA, 2955 nt
Organism: Paramecium sonneborni
Lineage: Eukaryota; Ciliophora; Oligohymenophorea; Peniculida; Parameciidae
Source: the annotation of a GenBank genome assembly
AUGAGUAAUUCCCGAAAGAGGUUAAUACAAAAUUCUGUUGAAAGUUAAUCAAAUCAUACAGAAGUUCUUUCAGAUAUAGAGGAAGAGGAUAAUCUUAACAAUUAUAAGUAUGAAGGAAAAAAUAAAAAUGAGUAAUAAAAAUAAUAGGAACAAUAAUAUAAUGUUUAAAAAUAAUUUUAAUAACAAACCCAAAAAAAUUCUGAUGUGUUUAAUAUUUAAAAUAAUCGUAAUAACAUUUAACAUAAAAACUAAGCAUAAUCAUUUAAGAAACCUUCUGCUUAAAAAUAAGGAAAUUAACCAAAUUUAUUUUAAUUCUUUGGAAAAAGUGUUUUAGUUAAUCCAUCAUAGAGUUCAUAAAAGAAGUAAAAAGAAUUCAUAAAAAACUAGACACAGGAUAUUAAUGUUGAUGAAAUAAAUGUAUAAGAAUAAUUAGAAAUAGAAAGAAAGAUUAAGGAAUAAAAUAAGGAUAAUAAAAAAGGAUUAACAAUUGUUUAAUAAUAAUAAUAAUAAUAAUAAUAAUAAUAAUAUUAAAUCAAUAAAUAAAAUUAUGGUUUAGAUAAUGGAAGAGAAAUAGUUUAAUAAUUAAAAAAGAUAGAUUUGUAGAAAUAAAAGAAAAAUGAAUCUCUUAUAAAUUUAGGACCAGAUAUAAAAAAAAGUUUUGAAAUAUAAAUUGAAUAAUAAUAGGGAUAAAUGAAAAAUAAGAAAGGAGAAUUGAAUAUAAGAUGGGAGAAUUAAAAUUUGAAAGAUUUGAAGAUAGAUAAUAAUAGAAUGUAAUAGUUUGAAUAAGAAAAAUAAUAAGAAUUUAAGAAUGAUAUAAAUUUAUUUAAAGGAUUAACAAUAGUAUUGAGUGGAUUAUUAAAUGUUUGUAGUAGAGAGAAAUUUGAAUAGUUUUUAAAGAAUAAUGGAGCAAAGGUAACUGGAAGUAUAUCUGGGAAAACUAAUUAUUUAAUAGUAGGAGAUAAAUUAGAAGAUGGAAGAAAAGGUGAGGAAGGUAAUAAAUAUAAAGAAGCAAUAAAAAGAGGAACAAAAAUAAUAAAAGAAGAUGAUAUUAAUGAUUGGUUAUUAGAUAAAAUAGGAAUUGGAUUAGAAUUGAUAUUUCCAGAUUCUAAUUUAUCUAAAUUAUAUAAGAAAUCAGGUUAAAAAAAUAAAAAUGAAUUUAAUAGAGAUGAAAAUAAGAAUAUAAGUAUGGCAGAUAAAUAUAUGCCAUAAACAUUAUCUGAUUUAGUAGAUAAUAAAUCAAGUGUAACUUAAUUAAAUGAUUGGAUAUAUAAAUUUUAACAUCCAAAUUCAAAUGAAGAAUAAUAAAAAUAAAAAAAGAAAUUUAUACCAUUGAAAAUGGGAAGAUAUUAAGCUAUUGGAAAUAUUAAGUAUUAAUUUAUUAUUCUAAAUAAAGUUCUAAAGCUUGUAUAAUAAGUGGUCCUCCAGGUAUAGGUAAAACUUCUAUGGUAAGAUUAGUAGGUGAAGCAUUAGGAUUAAAAUUAAUUAUAAAUAAUGCAUCAGAUAAAAGAAAUAAAGAAAGUUUAAGAACUAUACUUAAUGAUUUAGUUGAUAAUAGUGUAUUAAUGAAUUUAUUUAGACCAAAUAAAGACUUUUUAAUUGUUAUGGAUGAAGUUGAUGGAAUGACAGGUUCUGAUAGAGGUGGAAUAUCAGCAUUAAUAGAAUGUAUUAAAUCUACUAGAAUUCCUAUUAUUUGUAUUUGUAAUGAUAUUGACAAUCAAAAAUUAAAAUCAUUGUUAAAUCAUUGUUAUAGUAUUAAAUUUUAAAAACCAGAACCUAAAUCUAUUGCUAAAAGAUUAAAAUAUAUAUGUGAUUAAGAACAUAUUAAUAUGACUUAUGAAGAUCUUGAAAAAUUAGCUAUUUGUUUCGAUUGUGAUAUCAGAUAAUCUAUCAAUAUGUUGGAAUUACAAAAAAUAUAAUCAAAAACUAAUAUUAUCAAACCUAAUUCAUUCAAAAAAGAUAAAGUUUGUGUUUUUAAUACAUUUAAUGCAGCUUUAAGUUUAUUAAAUUAAAAUUAAAGAUAAUAAUUAUCAUUUAGAGAUAUGAUGGAUAUGUUUUACUUAGAUUAUGAUCUAAUUCCACUUAUUAUAUAAGAUAAUUACAUUUUAUCAAAUCAUUAGAAUAUUAAUAAUGUUGCUAAAGCUGCAUAAUUAAUAGCUGAAGGUGAUAUAAUAUCUAAAAAAAUUAGAAAAAAUUAAUAAUGGUCAUUAAUGCCAUCUUUUGGAUUCUUAUCUAGUGUUUAUCCAUCAACUAUUAUUGGAGAUAAAAUGGAAUUUCCUAAAUUUCCUUCAUGGUUAGGAAAGAAUUCAACUGCUUCUAAAAUUAAAAGAGAAAGUCAUAUUAUUAAAAAUAGAUUUGCUCCCUUUACAUAUUUAACAUCCGAUAUAAAAUUAUAUUCUAAAUAUCUAUUUAACUUAAUUAAAUAAUAUUUAGAAUUAAAAAUACUUAGAAAUGAUAAAGAUGCAAUAUGGAAUGUUAUUUCAAUUAUGGAAUAAUAUAGAAUUACUCCUGAUUAAUUAAAAGAAGAACUUCAUAAUUAAAUAUUUAAUCCAUUAAAAGAUAAUUUAUUGAGUACUAUUGAUACCCAAAUUAAAACUUAAUUAACAAAAAUGUAUAAUAAAAGACAUCUUAUUUUAAAAGAAAAAGCAACUAAAAGAUAACAAAAUACCGAAAGAUAUCUAGUAAAUAUUUAAUUAUAUAUUUUAGAGUGAAAAUUAUAAUCCAUUAAUUGGAGAAGAAGCUCCUUUAAUUGAAUAAGCUUAAAAAGAAUUAGAAGAAGAAGAAGACAAAAAAUAAGAAGAUUUUAUAAACAUUACUAAAACUAAAAAAAUUAAGACUCAAACUCAAAAAUAAAGUAAAAAAUUAAAAAAAAAUCAAAAAGAAAAUGAAAAUGAAGAUUAAGAUUCUUUGGGAUCUAUGAAUAAUUUUAUUGUUAAUGAUGAUGAAGAUGAUUUAUGA